ACCAACAUAGUUAAUAUUUCUAACCAUUCAUAAAACCGCAAUCCUCGAUAUCGGUUGUAUUAAACCGAACUACAUAGUAAAAGUUUUAACUGAAAUAAGUGUGUUUACUAAAUUAUUAACCGCAUGCAUUUACCGGCAGAUUUGAACGGUUUAACUCCGUUCACCGAAAAUCCACAUGCGACGAUGAGCCAAGUGGACGUCUUCCCUGGGGACAAGAGCUUGAGCUCCGUCCUCGGGGAACAUUCAGGCGAGCUGGUGAGGACAGGGAGCCCAAACUUUGUGUGUACGAAACUGCCGUCGCACUGGAGAUCGAACAAGACCCUACCAGUGCCAUUCAAAGUGAUAGCUCUUGGAGAAAUUAAAGAUGGAACUAAAGUGACAAUAGCUUGUGGAAAUGAUGAAAAUUAUACUGGGGAACUGAGGAAUAGUACAGCAUAUAUGAAGAACCAAAUGGCUAAAUUCAACGAUCUUCGAUUCGUAGGCCGUAGUGGCAGAGGAAAAAGUUUCACCCUGACAAUUAUUGUGGCCACUCACCCACCUCAGAUCACCACCUACACAAAGGCCAUCAAAGUGACAGUGGACGGGCCCCGUGAGGCCAGAAGUAAAACUAAAUUGCGCACAGAUGACCGCAGAAUUAUCCACCGAGGGCCUCUUGACAUGCCCAUGGAGAGACCCCACACCGAUCCUCUAUGUGAUAGCCGACGAUUUCCACCGUCGGUAGAACUCGAGCAUCUCCGACGAAGUACGCAAGCUACAGACAACAGACGCAUUCUCGUUCCGUCGGCAGAUACAAAUGGAUUUCAUGCAACAGGUAAAUGAAAUAACAAUCAAAGUGAUAACGCGA
Ruditapes philippinarum (Manila clam) is the source of this 844-nucleotide messenger RNA. RefSeq names its product runt-related transcription factor 1-like. Gene Ontology annotation, cellular component: nucleus. The transcript has 3 exons. Lineage: Eukaryota; Metazoa; Mollusca; Bivalvia; Venerida; Veneridae. Gene Ontology annotation, molecular function: DNA-binding transcription factor activity, RNA polymerase II-specific; ATP binding; RNA polymerase II cis-regulatory region sequence-specific DNA binding. Gene Ontology annotation, biological process: regulation of DNA-templated transcription. The coding region runs from base 124 to 819 and encodes 231 amino acids. The record is from RefSeq and is a predicted model, not a curated record.